AUGGGGAACUGCGUAUCUUCGCAUGACAUAACCACAAAACGGAUCAAUAAAGUAUUAAAGGAAGACGAAAAAAGAAUGAGGAUGGAAGUGAAAUUGCUUUUGUUGGGUAAGUUGUUGAUUUUUAUCGUCUCACAUAGCCUUUUGGAGAGGUGUGAAAGAGGGUUGAAUUUUUGGGGACUAGAAUGGGUCGCGAUCUCCGGAUCAAAUAUUGGGUGGGUUAGGUUUAAUUUUGAUGCGGGCGCUGGUGAAUCUGGCAAAAGUACAGUUAUAAAACAGAUGAGACUAAUACACGCUGCGGGAUUCACUUCUGCGGAACGCGAAACCUAUCGGUCAAUUGUGUUCAUGAACAUAAUGCACUCCAUGCGAUUGGUUCUUGAAGCGAUGGAAUACUUUAAGAUACCGUUUGGUAUGGAUGGUAAUAUGCAAUAUGUCUCGUUAUUCAAUGAUCCUCCAAGUAUCUCCAAAGGGCAACCGUUUCCAAUCAUGUAUCUCGAACCACUGAAGUCAUUGUGGGUCGACAGCGGAGUACAAAAGUGCUACGAGAGAGGUCAUCAAUACGCGUUACAUGACAAUAUGAGUUAUUUCUUUGAAAUGCUAGACCGGGUAUUCUCACAAGCCUAUGUCCCGUCUGAUCAAGAUAUCCUGCACACGCGAAUGAAGACCACUGGAAUUGUGGAGACCGUUUUUCACCUGGGCCCACUCACCUAUCGGAUGUUCGACGUGGGUGGUCAGCGAUCAGAACGAAAGAAAUGGAUACAUUGUUUCGAAGAUGUCACUGCUGUACUAUUUUUAGUGGCCAUAAGCGGAUAUGACCAAUGUCUUGUUGAGGACAAGGAUUCUAAUCAAAUGCAAGAAGCACUGUUAUUGUUUGAUUCCAUAUGUAAUUCACAGUGGUUCGUGAAUACUUCUAUGAUCUUGUUCCUGAAUAAGAUUGACAUAUUUCGAGCGAAGAUAAAGAUAUCUCCUGUUCGAAAGUAUUUUCCGGAUUAUUCAGGCCCAAAUGGUGAUUUUAAACACACAACGCACUAUUUCAAACGACGAUUUCAGCGACUCAACCGUAGUACCACCAAAGAAAUAUAUCCACAUUUCACCGAUGCUACUGACACGAAUUUGCUGAGACACAUAAUGAGCAGCGUCACUGACAUCAUAUUAACCCAGAACCUAAGAGAUCUGGUGCUGUAA
Molecule: messenger RNA, 1182 nt
Organism: Acaulospora morrowiae
Lineage: Eukaryota; Fungi; Glomeromycota; Glomeromycetes; Diversisporales; Acaulosporaceae
Source: the annotation of a GenBank genome assembly